AUGGAGUCACUUGUUCCACCAUUCGUAUACAACGACUACGUUAAGGCACUGGGAGAUGGCAACCUGGAUGACUGCUACAAGAUCCUGAACUCAGUCUUUGGCAAGAUCAGCACGGAGGAGGCAGCGUAUCUCGCGGCCUAUAAGAUUCGAGACAGAUUGAACGGAAAGCACCAACGAGGAGUCCUCUUCGUGGACGUCCUCUCUGGAAAGACGUUCUUCAUGGAGCAGCGUAGACGCGAUUCAGGGGAGAAGGGCGGCAAGAACCGCAUUCUGCUGGUUCCAAAUGGAUUCCUGAAUCUCUACAAGUUCUUCGGAUACUCGCUCUACCUGGUUGAUCUGAUGGUCAGUACGUCUUCCUAUGCAUCGGAAAUCAGGGCAGUUGAAAGUGCACUGAUUGGUGGCAAGACAUUCAAGGGAGCAAAUGUCACAAUCAACGUCGAGUCACGGGAGUUGCCAGUCUGCAAGAUUCUCACCUACAAGUAUUUCGUGUACACGGUGUUCUCAAUGGAAGUAUGUGGGCUGCCAAGCACAACGAUAAAGAAGACAAUUGCGGCAUUGAGGGAGAAAAUGUUCGAAGUGCAGAACUCAGUCAUCCUCAUCAGGAAGGAAGUGGACAUCUUGGGAUACCUGAAUGUAGUGGUACUAAGCAAUAAAAAGUAA
Messenger RNA from Enterospora canceri, 660 nucleotides. Lineage: Eukaryota; Fungi; Microsporidia; Enterocytozoonidae. The record is from the annotation of a GenBank genome assembly.